AUGGCGUUGACGAUUGCGAGUCUUUUGUGUCUCGCCAUCGUCUUGUCGGGCCAGGCGUACCAGAAGAGUGAUCUGUCCAAGGAAUUGUUUUUCUUCAGGGCGGAUACAACAGGCUUUAAGAAUGAUCCUGAAAACGUUAUCGACAAUCUACCCGAAGGUGUAACACCCGACAACAAUCUCACCGAGGCGCUCCAGGUCGCCGCUUCGGCAGGCAACAUGCGCGACAUCUACCAAGUUGGGCUGUGGAACUACUGCGAGGCAGACCUGAAGGAUGGCAAGGAGGAGAACUGGCACUGCACCGACCGCCAGAACUACUUCUGGUUCAACCCCUUCGAGGUCUGGAAGCUGGAGAACACUAGCAUCCAGGCUGCUUUCCCCGAUGACUUCAAGAACGGAAUUGAGACCUACCACAAGGUGUCGCGGUGGAUGUUCAUCGCCUACAUGAUUGCGCUUGUACUCACGAUCGCUGAGGUGCUUGUUGGCAUUUCGGCCAUCUUCUCGAGGUGGGGAAGUUUGAUCACCACCAUCGUUUCCACCGCACAAACUGUCUUCAUGAUCGCCGCAGCCGCGACCUCGACCGCCCUCUACGGCACCCUCAUCUCCGUCUUCCGCACCGUCCUCGAACCCUACAACAUCAAGGCCUCCUGGUCUUCCAAGAUGCUCUCCGUCCUCUGGAUCGGCGUCGCCUUCUCCAUCGCCAGCGGCUUCUUCUGGCUCAUCAGCGUCUGCUGCUGCUCUGGCAAGAGCCCCCACAAGAAGGUCGUCGUCGAAAAGACCCCGUACACCUACGAGAGGGUUGCAUCGCCUUACAUGGGUGCCAGCGCAAACUCGCACCAGAUGCACGACAUGGGCGGUCACCACGGACAGUCGGGACACACGUACGAGCCAUUCAGGCAGCAACAUGUCUAA
Messenger RNA from Didymosphaeria variabile, 909 nucleotides. RefSeq lists its product as uncharacterized. Gene Ontology annotation, biological process: fungal-type cell wall organization. The record is from RefSeq and is a predicted model, not a curated record. The coding region runs from base 1 to 909 and encodes 302 amino acids. Gene Ontology annotation, cellular component: cell cortex of cell tip; plasma membrane. Lineage: Eukaryota; Fungi; Ascomycota; Dothideomycetes; Pleosporales; Didymosphaeriaceae. The transcript has 3 exons.